AUGCCGCAGAUGAGUUUUAGACGGCUGAGGAGCCGUUGCUCUGUGCUGCACUGCAACACCAUCACCAAAUUCUCGACACCUGAACAGCAGCAGCAGCAGCAGCAGCAGAAGCAGCAGCAGCAGCAGCAGCAGCAGCAGGAGGAGGAGCAGGAGAAGCAGCAGCAGGAGAAGCAACAGCAGCAGCAGGAGAGGCAGCAGCAGCAGCAGGAGAAGCAGCAGCAGCAGCAGCAGCAGGAGAAGCAGCAGCAGCAGCAGCAGGAGAAGCAGCAGCAGCAGCAACAGCAGCAGCAGCAGAAGGAGCGGAUGUAUGCAGAAGGCUGCAAGAGAAGGGGAGGCUGCUGCUGCAACAAAAUAUAUAUCCAUCAGCCAGCAGCAGAUAAAUAA
Messenger RNA from Eimeria mitis, 384 nucleotides. RefSeq lists its product as uncharacterized. The record is from RefSeq and is a predicted model, not a curated record. The coding region runs from base 1 to 384 and encodes 127 amino acids. The transcript has 2 exons. NCBI's taxonomy places the organism in Eukaryota, Apicomplexa, Conoidasida, Eucoccidiorida, Eimeriidae.